Messenger RNA from Penicillium cataractarum, 1179 nucleotides. RefSeq names its product arsenic resistance protein. The coding region runs from base 1 to 1179 and encodes 392 amino acids. Gene Ontology annotation, molecular function: antimonite transmembrane transporter activity; arsenite transmembrane transporter activity; antiporter activity. Lineage: Eukaryota; Fungi; Ascomycota; Eurotiomycetes; Eurotiales; Aspergillaceae. The transcript has 4 exons. The record is from RefSeq and is a predicted model, not a curated record. Gene Ontology annotation, biological process: arsenite transport; antimonite transmembrane transport. Gene Ontology annotation, cellular component: plasma membrane.
AUGACCGACCUAGAAGCUAACAAGGCCUCAAGCCUGGAGAAUCACCACCACCUCCAGGAACACAAGGUCAGCGAGAAUGGCACGGAGGUCUCGGACUCGAAUGGCGCUUGCCAGGAGGACAAGCACAAGUCGGUUUUCCACCAGCUUGGACUCCUGGAUCGGUUCCUUGCCGUUUGGAUCUUCCUUGCUAUGGCUAUAGGUAUUAUCUUGGGAAAUUUCGUGCCAAGUACUGGUCCAGCAUUGCAAAGAGGGAAAUUCGUUGGUGUGUCUGUGCCGAUUGCUGUCGGUCUACUGGUUAUGAUGUACCCUAUCUUGUGCAAAGUACGAUAUGAAACGCUGCACCGGACCCUUCGACAGAAAGCGUUGUGGGUCCAGGUUGGGUUUAGUAUCGUUGUCAAUUGGAUCGUGGCCCCUCUUUUCAUGUUGGGACUAGCAUGGGCAUUCUUGCCGGAUGAGAAGGAGUUGAGAGAGGGAUUGAUCUUGGUUGGAAUUGCACGGUGCAUUGCAAUGCUAACAAAAGGGAAAAAACGACAGGUGCUCAUCUGGACAGGUCUUGCCGGAGGAGAUAACGAGUACUGCGCCAUUCUAGUCGCCAUCAAUUCCGUAUUACAGAUGGUGCUGUUUGCGCCGAUUGCCAUAUUGUUCAUUGGAGUCAUCAGCGACGACGAUAUCCCCUUGCAGUAUUCACUGGUCGCCAAAAGUGUUGGUGUCUUCCUCGGUAUACCACUCGGCGCAGCCAUAGUGACGCGAUUCGGACUUCGCAACCUGAUCGGAGAAAAAUGGUAUGAUCAGAAGUUCCUGGUGUGGGUCAGCCCUUUGUCCCUCAUUGGGCUGCUCUUCACGAUCAUCGUCUUGUUCGCCUCGCAGGGUCGUCAGGUCGUUCAUCAGAUUGUAUCCGUGGUCCGAGUGGCGGCGCCUCUGAUUGUGUACUUCGCGGUGAUCUUCCUGGCCACACUGGUGAUAACUCGGCGCUGUGGUUUUGGAUACGAACUGUCGUGUACGCAGAGCUUCACAGCAGCGAGCAACAAUUUCGAGUUGGCAAUCGCAGUGGCGAUCGCUACUUUCGGAGUGGAUAGCAAUCAAGCGUUGGCAGCCACUGUUGGUCCUCUCGUUGAGGUUCCCGUGCUGUUGGGAUUGGUGUAUGCAGUCAAGUGGUAUGGCAAGCGGAAUAGUUGGUAG